Messenger RNA from Alligator sinensis (Chinese alligator), 2120 nucleotides. It is a transcript of the gene SRSF4, whose product is annotated as serine and arginine rich splicing factor 4. Gene Ontology annotation, biological process: alternative mRNA splicing, via spliceosome; mRNA splice site recognition. Gene Ontology annotation, cellular component: cytoplasm; ribonucleoprotein complex; nucleus. The record is from RefSeq and is a predicted model, not a curated record. NCBI's taxonomy places the organism in Eukaryota, Metazoa, Chordata, Crocodylia, Alligatoridae. The transcript is spliced from 7 exons. Gene Ontology annotation, molecular function: mRNA binding. The coding region runs from base 1 to 1461 and encodes 486 amino acids.
AUGUACCGAGGUUUGAAUGGUGGAGAAGGAAGGGAGGAGGGAAGAGAGAGAGAGAGAAGUAUUGCUUCAAGGUAUGGCUUUGUUGAGUUUGAUGAUCUGCGUGAUGCAGAUGAUGCCGUUUAUGAGCUAAACGGCAAAGACCUUUGUGGAGAGCGAGUAAUUGUUGAACAUGCCAGGGGCCCACGUCGUGACAGCAGUUAUGGUUCUGGACGCAGUGGAUAUGGUUAUAGAAGAAGUGGAAGAGAUAAGUACGGUCCUCCUACCCGUACAGAGUACAGAUUGAUUGUGGAAAAUCUGUCAAGCCGUUGCAGUUGGCAAGACCUGAAGGAUUAUAUGCGUCAGGCAGGUGAAGUGACAUAUGCAGAUGCACAUAAAGGCAGAAAAAAUGAAGGUGUGAUUGAGUUCAAAUCCUAUUCUGAUAUGAAAAGAGCCCUUGAAAAGCUGGAUGGGACAGAAGUAAAUGGCAGAAAGAUUAGGUUAGUAGAAGACAGACCUGGGUCAAGACGGCGCCGCUCCUAUUCCAGAAGUCGAAGCCAUUCGAGGUCUCGCUCUCGAAGCAGACGCUCUCGUAAGAGCAGGAGCCGCAGCGUCAGUAGCAAAAGCAGUCGCUCCAAGAGUAGAUCAAGAUCCAGGUCUGUGUCCCGUUCCAGAAGCAAGAGCCGUAGUCGAAGCAAGAGCCGUAGCAGAGGUCAAAAGGACAAAAGCAGGAGUCCAAGCAAAGAUGAUAAAAGUAGGAGCCGCAGCCGGAGCGCAGAGAAAACCCGGAAUAAAAGUAAAGACAAAGCAGAGAGUGCUGUUCACAACAACGAUGAGAAAGCAAAGAGCAGGAGCCCCAGCAAGGAAAAGAGUAAGAGCAAAAGUAGGAGCAGGAGUGGGAGCAAAGAGAGAACAGAGGAAGAGGAGAGGACAAGCAUGAGGAAGAGUAGGAGUAAGGAGAAGAGUAGGAGUAAAGAGAGGGAGAAGAGCAUCAGUAAGGCUAGAAGCAGGAGCAAAAGCAAGAGCAGAGAUGAGAGCAGGAGCAGGAGUCGUAGCAGGAGUAAGGACAAGAGGAAAGGAAGGAAGAGGAGCAGAGACGACAGCAGGAGUAGAAGCAGGAGCCGCAGCAAAAGCGAGAGGAGCAAAAGGCACAGCAAGCGAGACAGCAAAUCUAGUAGCAAGAAGAAAAAGAAGGAAGACCAUGAGCGGUCCAGGUCUAGAUCCAGAUCGGAGUCCAAGGACAAGGAGCAUCUAAAACCAGAAUCUGACAAAAAGGAGGUAAAAAGCGAGAGUGAGGACAUGCACGCAAGUCGUGAAUCUCGGUCCAGGUCUCGGUCAAAUUCUAAGUCUAAACUAAAUGUCAAAUCAGAAUCUCGCUCCAGAUCAAAAUCUAUUUCCAAAACCAGGUCCCGGUCCAAGUCUAGAUCUAGGUCUCCCUCUAGAUCACCCUCCCGAUCUAGAUCAAGAUCUCGCUCAAGGUCCUAAGUUUGCUGCAACCACACCUGGAACUAUAUGAGACGUCUUUUGUACAUGUUUGGUAGUUGUAGCACAAGUGAUUGAAGUAGAACACAUGUCAAUGCUGUACAUUUUUAACUAUCCUAAUGGUGUGUCUAUAAUUGUUUAAUACAGUGCUCCCUCUCUGUAAUGCUUUCUGGUGCAAGGCUAAGCAGCUCAUUUGCUAUCCUGUAGAAAGAUUCCCCCUUUAUAACACCAUUCUUCCUAGACCACCAAAAUUGCCUUGUUUUCCAAGAACAGCCUUACAGAGAAGCUGCACUGUACUUCGAUUGGUUGAUGAGGUUGGAAUGAUGACUGAUAGGUAGGUAUGGUGACUUCAGCAAUCUUUGCCCUUGAUUUGGUGCCCUUUGAUGUUUGCCAUUUAGUGAAAGUGCUAAGUCUUAAGUUUCAUACUACUUUUUGUUUCAUAUUUUUGGACUUACAGAGGUGUGAAUAGCACAGUCAGGAAAAUAGAUACCUUCAGUAAUCCAUGGGGGUGGGGGAAAGUAGAGUUCCAUAUUCUGGUAUUGUGACAAUAUCCUUGUUUUAUAUUAAAUUUUUUUUAUUUUAUUUUUUUUCCCCCGUCUUGCAAAGUAAAGUGAUCCCUGUUUCCAUAAAAUUUGAAUAAAGACUAUUUUUGCUUGACAACA